UCUACGUUCAGUUUGGCGGCAAAAUCAGUCGUGUUGACAGUUCUUUUUUUUUUCUUUUAAUUCAAGGCAUUGACAAUUGGAUAAUGCGAGUUAACUGACUGGAUUUUAUUACGAUGCUGGUGUAUGUUGUGAAACAGUGAUCUUCAGAAAUUGUUUUUUUGUUUUUUAAAAAUGGCGGUUAAAAUUAUAUAUAUUUUGUUCCUGUUUUCUUUCGGACAAUGCUCUGUGAUCAUACCUGAGGAGUUGCCAUCGCUGUUGUCCGUUGCUUAUUCAAAUAUUCCUCCUAUUAAAAAAGGCACCGAUUCUCGAGUAGGCUUUGGAUUCGCGUUUGGCAACCACGCCGACUUCCAGGUCAUGUUCGAACUGGGGCCACAAACUAACACCAUGAAUCUCACUGGGCAACCGUUCGGGACGGGGAGCAACAAGCGACAAGCGCCGGCCCUGCCACCUCCCAAAGUUAAUAAAAAUAGAGAAAAGUUCCUUCAAACUGACGCUGGAAAAUACUUACAAAGCUGGGCACAGAAGAUGAAAAGUCCAUCAAAAAUAGUUCACAAAAGACCGGAUACGAGUAGACCGGGAGAAGUAAUGAAUCUAGAAGAUUCCGUGGUAGAAUUAGUUAAGAAUGAUAAAGGAGAGUACGAGAUUCACCAACCGAAACCGGGACAUAUGCCACAAUACGUUUUGGAUAACCUCAAAAGGCUAUACGGACAGAAGAAACAAGAAGCACAGAAGUUAGGUGACCAGAAAAGAACAGAAGAUGAUGUACGAAAAAUAACUGAAGAUCUAUCUAAUGUUGAUUUAGAUUAAGAAAUAAACGAU
Papilio machaon (common yellow swallowtail) is the source of this 819-nucleotide messenger RNA. RefSeq lists its product as uncharacterized. The record is from RefSeq and is a predicted model, not a curated record. The coding region runs from base 172 to 807 and encodes 211 amino acids. The transcript is spliced from 5 exons. Lineage: Eukaryota; Metazoa; Arthropoda; Insecta; Lepidoptera; Papilionidae.